GCUCUGGGUAGGGCCGAGUGCCUCCUCCUCCUCCUCCUCCACCGGUCGGUCGUAAGGACCGGCUGACUGCGAAGCGGCGGGGGCUGAGGUUACUGCAGCCUUUGCUCGCCCGGCUCACCAUGGAGCAACCGCGAAUCUGCACAGUCAAUUCCGAGCCGGGAUGGUAUUUGUCGGCUCAGGACUUAGAAGAUGGAGCCCCGCUCCUCUCGCCCCCGGACACGGCAUCGCUGAAUCAUGUAUCAACUGGCACCUCCUUUGGCAUUUCUGUAUUUAAUUUAAUGAAUGCUAUCAUGGGAAGUGGGAUUCUUGGUUUGGCAUAUGUCAUGUCCAAGACAGGAAUCAUUGGAUUCAGUAUGCUGAUGUUAAUUGUUGCUCUCCUUGCAUCUUAUUCUAUAUUUCUGUUGCUUACUAUGUGCAUUUACACUGCUGUCACAUCUUACGAAGAUCUUGGUCUCUUUGCAUUUGGUUCUCCUGGGAAGGUUAUUGUGGCCAGUACAAUCAUUAUACAGAACAUUGGAGCUAUGUCUUCUUAUCUUUAUGUUCUUAAAUCUGAACUUCCUGGUGCUAUUGCAGGACUUCUGAAUGGAGACCAUAGUGGUUCUUGGUAUCUUGAUGGAAGAUUACUGCUGCUGAUUACCUCAGUUUGUAUCGUUUUCCCUCUAGCACUUCUUCCUAAAAUUGGCUUUCUUGGCUGUACAAGUAGUUUAUCAUUUUUCUUGAUGGUAUACUUUACUCUUGUGAUAAUAGUUAAAAAAUGGUCAAUUCCUUGUCCUCUGCCGCUAAACUUUGCUACAGGAUAUUCCCAGAUUUCAAACUCUACUGGAGACUGUAAUGCACAACUUUUUCACUUCUCCAAAGAGACUGCAUAUGCCAUUCCAACUAUGGCUUUCUCAUUUCUCUGCCACACAUCGGUACUGCCAAUUUAUUGUGAGCUCCAAAGUCCAUCCAAAAGCAGGAUGCAAAAGGUUGCCAACACAGGAAUUGCUCUCAGCUUCCUAGUUUAUUUUCUGUCAGCGCUGUUCAGAUACCUCACUUUUUAUGACCAUGUGGAUUCAGAAUUGCUCCAAGGAUACAGCAAGUACUUCCCCCGUGAUACACUCAUCAUGACAGUAAAACUGGGAAUCUUAUUUGCUGUGCUGUUGACAGUGCCUCUAAUUCACUUUCCUGCAAGAAAAGCUGUAAUGAUGAUAUUUUUUUCACAUCUUCCUUUCUCCCUAAUCCACCACAUUUUCAUCACUUUAGUACUAAAUGCAAUUGUUGUUUUGCUCGCAAUGUAUGUGCCUGACAUCAGACAACUUUUUGGAGUAGUUGGGUCUACCACUUCAACAUGUUUGCUCUUUGUAUACCCUGGACUAUUUUAUCUUAAGAUCAGUACAGAGGACUUUAUAUCAUGGCAAAAACUUGGGGCAUGUGCCCUGCUAAUUUUUGGCCUCCUUGUUGGUCUUCUCAGUUUAUCAAUAAUCAUGUACAGUUGGGUCCACCAUUGAAAGUAUUCCUGCCUGCUAAAAUCUAGAAUUGUACAUAAGAAGAGCUGCUAAAAUGAAUCAUUUCCACAGUGUUUUAAAUAAAAUUAUUCUGCUAAGUGCUGA
Messenger RNA from Pseudonaja textilis, 1589 nucleotides. RefSeq names its product solute carrier family 38 member 6 (gene SLC38A6). The record is from RefSeq and is a predicted model, not a curated record. NCBI's taxonomy places the organism in Eukaryota, Metazoa, Chordata, Lepidosauria, Squamata, Elapidae. Gene Ontology annotation, biological process: amino acid transmembrane transport; L-glutamine transport. Gene Ontology annotation, molecular function: L-glutamine transmembrane transporter activity. Gene Ontology annotation, cellular component: plasma membrane.